AUGCCCAGCAUCCUUGAAAUCCCCGUCCACGUUUUCGAAGGCGAAAAUGGAGUGCCGCGACCUCGUAGAUUCGCACAAGUACCCAAUGACAUCUUCGGAUUGCCUAUAAGGCCAGACAUACUGCACCGCUGUUACACGUUUUAUCGCAGAGCUAAAGCCGGAUACAGCGAAGACAUGCAGCUGUACAAGUGGGAAUGGCCCGGUAGCACCCGUAAGUGGCGAAAGCAGCAAAAGACAGGGAAGGCGCGCAUUGGGUGGAAAAAAUCUCCCGGUAAAUACCUCGGCGUCUUUGCGCACCCUAUAAGACCAAUGGACCAUCGGACAAAGAUUCAACGCAGGGUGCUCUGGGUCGGACUCAAGGUUAUGCUGUCGGUGAAAUUCACGCAAUCUCAAAUCAAUGUGGUGGAUUCCUUCCUCAUGAAGUCACAUAAGACGAAGUAUGCCGUUGACAAUCUUCGGCGCAUAUUAGGAAACAAUUGCAAUUCGGCGCUGCUCGUUUUUUGUGGUAAUAAUGACGCCAAUGAGAACUUCAGAUGGGCAACUGCAAACAUACCUGCUGUUAAAAUUGAGACUGUGGAGGGGGUUAACGUGUACAACCUCUUGAAGUAUAGACAGCUGGUUUUAACAGAAGCCGCGCUGAAGAAACUUAUACAUCUUAUAGAGGGUUACCCGCGUAAAAUGGACUGGUUACCUAGAUUCGCGACUCCGAACAACAUUCCGGCUCCUAUUCCGGAAAAGGUACAAGGGUGGAACAAAGUAUGGAGAGAAAGCCGCAUGGGAAGAAAACUUGCUUCACAAAGCAAGGAGCAAUGGCUGGAACAGGUAAAAAAUUGGAAAUGGUCGUCUGAACCUAAAGGCGCGCUAAAAGUGCCGCGCUAUGAUCCUUUGGAAGAUUUUAGAUUGGUGCACAUCUCAAAUGAUGUAACUCAAGAUGCUAAAGUACGCUUCCAGUAUCUGUACGAUUCAUUGUUCGACCCAACGGAAACCCUUACCAUUGACGAUGACCAAAUGGAAGUGGAGCAUGAUGGGACCAUUUAG
Messenger RNA from Babesia bigemina, 1038 nucleotides. Its product is annotated as 50S ribosomal protein L4, putative. Gene Ontology annotation, molecular function: structural constituent of ribosome. Gene Ontology annotation, biological process: translation. Lineage: Eukaryota; Apicomplexa; Aconoidasida; Piroplasmida; Babesiidae. Gene Ontology annotation, cellular component: ribosome. The transcript is spliced from 8 exons. The coding region runs from base 1 to 1038 and encodes 345 amino acids. The record is from RefSeq and is a predicted model, not a curated record.